Molecule: messenger RNA, 5748 nt
Organism: Biomphalaria glabrata
Lineage: Eukaryota; Metazoa; Mollusca; Gastropoda; Planorbidae
Product: endothelin-converting enzyme 2-like
Exons: 21
Coding region: 596-3088 (830 amino acids)
Biological process (GO): protein processing
Cellular component (GO): plasma membrane
Molecular function (GO): metalloendopeptidase activity
Source: RefSeq, a predicted model, not a curated record
CGGCUGAAUAGUACAAGUGACAAAUUUCAUAUUGAGAUCCUGGAAGUGAGGAGAGAUUGCUUCCCUUUUCAGAUCGUCUGCAUUUCCAUGUCGGACUGGCCACGUAAUGUUUCUGUGUCUGGACUGCGGUGGAACAUGAAUAGAAAAUAACAACACAAUAUUGAGAUAGUAUAACAUAGACUACAGGCUAGCAUGCGUUGUUAGUACAUUGAAAGUUAAAAGCCAAAGAUACAACCUAGGAUCUUUAUAGUUGUACAGAUUUAGCCGUUCAAUUGGUUCAAAGCUGAGGAUACGUUUGGGUUUCGAAGGCAUUCUGGGAAGGAUAUAUUGGACACAAAUUCUGGUUUGUCUUCUUGACAUCGUGAAUUAAAUUCUAUGGCCCGGUGUUCCCGCAAAUAGACAAAGUGGCCAGGUAUUUUGUCAAUCUUUAACCUUGAUCAAAUAUUUCUAUCAAGUCACAGCCUAAUAACCCGUGAUUAAAAAACAAAACAAGGAAAGGAAACCUGUCAAUUCAUUUCGAUUGUAGUAAAACAAAUCUGCUGAUUCAAGUCAAUUUAUUGGAUAAAAGGAGACAGUAUAAUCAGGGGAAGAAGCCAUGGCCGGUGGUGAUAGUUAUAAGGAGUUUGAUACAGCUUCAGUAAUUCCAUCAGAGGAUUCUGUAGUGCUUCUUGGCAAAUACAAAUUCAGGAAAAGAGACUUGCUGUUUGGCGGUAUUACUGCUUUGGCUCUUCUCACGUGCUUGAUCCUGGCCAUCGCUCUUGGCGUGGUUGCUAACCAGAGGCAUGAUGGCGCGGCGUCCGUGGCAGCUAGCAACGCACUCACUGGUGACAACUGCUCAGAGACAGCUGGGACAUCGAGCCCCCAGGUUACACCAGCUCCUAGUACAGACAAAAGGACGCAGACGACCACUUCCAAACAGGAGCAGCCGACAACUGGCAGGCCUGCACAGCCGUGCACAACUUUGCCGCCCAAACCUGUCCAGCCGUGUACAAGUACGUUACCAGCAGAAUUCUGCGAGACCGCCCCAUGCCUCCAGGCCUCCACCUACGCCCUGACCAACAUGAACGAAUCUGUUGACCCCUGUGAGGAUUUUUACUCCUUCGCCUGCGGCAAGUUCCAUGAAGCCUCUCCACCAGUCAUGUAUACGAGUGAUAUUACUCCCAAGAACAUCAUCCAUGACCAGAACGCCAUUCGGCUUCUGAGGUCACUGUUGGAGUCCGUUGAAGAAGGCCACGAGCUCUCCUAUGAGCGGAAACUGAAACAGUUCCUACAGUCCUGCACGGAUCAUUUUAACAAGUUGGGAAGGCGGGGCUUGCCCUUCGUUGAGAGCAUUGUGAAACCUCUGGGAGGAUGGUACCUACUGGACACCUGGUCUGUCAGUGACUUCAACCUCCAGACCAUACUGACCAAGGCCAACAUCGACUUCAUGGCCAACAUCUUCUUUAGAGUCAGUGUGACCUACACGAGCCACAACUGGAAUCAGCCCAUUAUAGAGUUGCAUGAGUCAUCGUCUAGAUACACCUGGCUUUACUAUCUUGGAAAGCUGAAUGAAUACAUAGGAGGUCUGUGCAGCCUUAUCCAGAGGGACUCCAAUCCCCCGGUCAACAAUACCAUAAGGUUGAAUCAGGUUAUCGAUGACGUCGUAGAGGUUGGACUCAGGCUGGACAUGAUCGCAACUUAUAUUCCGGAGAGUGAAGCCCAUCUCCCUGAGAAACUAUACACUCUGUCUCAGCUAAACAACAAUGUCAGCAAUAAGUUUGACUUCGUAGAUUUCAUGAACAAACUAUUGAACGACUCUGGCCGUACUUUCACAGCAGAUACAAAGAUCGCUGUCAUACACCCUGCCUACUUUUCCGAGCUGGGAUCUUUCCUGUCUGAUUUUUUGUCAAAUGAACAAAAUAAAAGAAAGCUCCACAACUAUAUCCUGUUCACCAUCUUGGAAGUUUACCACAAGGAGCUGAGCUGGGAGUAUGUAAAGGUCCUUGAACAGGUCAUGUCGUUUGGCGAUGACGACGAGUCGACCUCUUCACCAAACUCCAACUGCAUGACUGUGCUGCAGCUCUACAUGCAAGACGCUUUGAACGCUUUGUUUGUCAAAAAAUUUGUCGACGUGAGAAACAAAAAUGAAGGAGACGCAAUAUCGACUAAAAUUGUUGAUCAGAUGAAAGAAAGCUUAGACAAAGCCACGUGGCUGACACCGGAAGACAAACAGGCAUCUAAAACGAAAAUUGAGAACAGCCUAUACAAGAUAGGGUUUAGCAAUCUGCUUCUGAAUACGACCUACAUUGAAUCGAUUUAUGGCAAGGUCAACAUCACCAGUAACCGUUACUUUGAAAACGUGAUCAGUCUUCACGCAAUAACCAGGAAAUCAAUGAGUGACCAGCUGAAGUUCCCAGGUGACCGAUCUCUUUGGUUCUACAGCGUCUAUUUCCCAGUAGUUGAGUACUACAACCCCUGGAGUGAGCUUAUGGCUACAGCGGCUGUAUUGCAGAGUCCUCUGUUUGACCAUAAAGGCCCUGUAUACUAUAACUUUGGAUCCCUUGGCACUAUGCUUGCCUCAGAGCUGGUCAACGCAAUUAACGAAUAUGGUAACCAGUACAAACUGGACGGUAGCCACUACGGGAGCUGGUGGUCAAACGAAACCACACAGCGAUACAACCAAAUCAAGGACUGCGCUGAUGAAGCCCAAAGGAAUGAGAUUUUAGGCCCAUUUAACUUAGGAAAUAUCAGCCCUACGGUCAACAUAAGCAGAUAUUCAAAGUAUUAUGCUACCAUACUAUUGUCACGAGCUGCUGGUCUGAGGUUAUCUUAUUUGGCUUACAAGAAAUACGAGAGCCUAGUGGGCAAGGAGAAGAUGCCUGCUGGUAUACACAGAUACACCGCUGAUCAGAUGUUCUUUGUGGCUCACGCCCAGGCCAACUGUGAGGACAAGCCAGAUCUAUUAAAGUAUAUACAUCUGCUGCGCGGACAGUACCCCAGUAAAAAUAGUGUCAACCUGGAGUUAUCACAGCUUCCGGAAUUUAGAAGAGCCUUUAACUGCCAGUUAGGACAACGCAUGUUUGUUGAAAAAACUUGCUCACUCUUGUAAACCAGUUUCAAGUUUAAUGACAGGACAUCAUGAGGAUAAAGGGUAUCAAGGCAUUAGUAUCGAGCCCCUAUGCACUGAGAGGACAUGUAAACAAUGACAGAAUAGACAAACAAUGGCAGGACAGACAAACCAUGAAAAGGACAAUCAAAAGGACAUCAAAACAUUAACAGAAGAGCCAAAACACCAAAAUAUGACUAAAACUAAAAAAAUGUGUAAAAUGUUUUGAAAUAAACAAUUUGAAAAAGGGAAGAUACAAAUACAAACACUCGACUCAUUGCUGAAUUCUUCAAUUACUUCCUAUUUGUUUUCUUUUGCAAAGAUUUAAAUUAAUUUCGAGUUUCAUACAUAACACAUUUGUAAAAGCAUCUGAUACUGACGGGGGAUAUCUAAUUUGAUUAAGAAAUACGAAUGGCCCUUUGACUCUUUUAAGUCUAUAUUUUUUUAAAAAUCCAGUGCCUGUACUUUGUAGAUCUAGACCAGUUUUUUAAUAAUCCCAUGACCAUUUAAGUCUUUGGAAUUGCGUGUUUACAUGUGUUUGUGUGUGUGUGUGUGUGUGUGUGUGUGUGUGAACAGGGCCGGAUUUACUACAGUGUAGAUAUUGCAGCUUCUAAGGCUCUCACUCUCUAAGAAAGGGGUGAGGGUCAAACUUUAAAAAAAACUUAGAAAAUGUGCAAAUUAUAUUUUUUUAAAAAGGAAGGGAAACUGAUUAAAUGUAUUACUCAAACGAUUUUCAUUCCAUCUCUGCCUGUGGUCUCCUCUGGGGCAUGGGGCCACCGAUCAGCUUUCUCCAGACGUCUAGGGUUCUGGGCGAGUCUCUCCAAUUGCUUGUCUGCUUGACAUCUGCUUCACAAUCUCAGCACUAUGUGUUUCUGCUACGUUCCUUCAUAAUGUGCAAUUACCCUUGCAUUAAUUAAGUUCUUUUUCAUCAGGCUGGGGGCCUCCAUAACAUGCCUCCCCUGCGCCUCCACUGACUUGAAUUCGCCCCUGUGCCUCUAUUGACUUGAAUCCUCCCCAGAGCCUCCACUGACCCCCACCCCUGUGCCUCCACUGACAUGAUUCUGCCCCUGUGCUUCCACUGACUUGAAUCUGCGCCUGUGCCCCCACUGACUUGAAUCCGCCCCUGUGUGUGUGUUUAUAGAAAAAAUAAAUGUAUUAGCAUAUACGAGUUAUUAAACUUCCAUUCUACUUCGUAUCAAUUUUGACUGAUUCAAGCGAAAAUCUAAAUCUAAAAGCUCUCAAGUCUAAAGCUAAAUUAGCAAAGCACUAAGAUCAUGACACAACUGAUACCAAGACGCCAUCUCCAUACCUUCAUUCAGUCUUCAUUAGAAUCAUGUUCACCAGAAAUACGUUCUUAUUGCACGUGUGUUGAGGUAUUGUUCGUAUUACACAAUUACAUUCACUGUGUCUUUUUUUGUGUGUAAUAUUUUAGCAGAUCAUUUACAGAUUUCUUAGUAAAUAAUGUUUUUGCAUUGAGUUUUUUUUAUUUUUUAGCUUGUUCUUGUAAUUAGUUAGGGUUUAUAUUUAGUGGCCCAUUGCUGUUCAUUUUAUAAAGUAUAUUGUUGUAUCCGUUACUUAUCAGCUGUAGCAACUUUUAGAACUAUUACAAAGCUUAUAUCAACCUACUCUGUCUGUCUUGUUAAAAGUUUGCACACGUUAUUUCUCCCUGACGCAUUCGCCGAUCAAGUUGAAACUUUGCACAAAUAUUCAUUGGCAUAGACAAAAAAUGACACAAUACAAAAAUUAAUCAGUUAGUCAACCACUGGUUAAAUAAUUAAUUUGUUUGAUACCAAAAAGGGAAAUUAAUCCUUCAGUUAUUCACAGACAUGGCUAAAUGUGUGGAGUUUUGUCCCCUUAGAUAAAUAAACUCGCUGUGUACUUAUUCUCAGAUCAAGUUCAAACUGUAAAUAAUUAUUUAUUGUACGUAACAAAACACGACUUAAGAACUUAACAAAUUAGUCCAUUAUUAUUGGUAAUUAAUUAUUGUGUUAGAUAUCGAAACAUUAUUGAUAGAUGUAGCUGUAAGUGCGGAGUUCUUUCCCUUAGAUAAGCUUUGUUUCAUUUUUUUUGUAAGAUUUUAUUUUUCAUAUUUUGUUUCUUAUAAACAUUUUGUAAACAAACAUUUUUUUAUGUUCUAAAAACUCGUCUCCUCUGUAGAGGAUGGAGACGAGUACUGUACUCUAUUGCAUGCUCAUUCUUUUCUAUAUAAAUAUAAAUGUAUUUGUAUAAAUUAUAAAUAAAUCUAUGUAUACGUAUAUAUAUAUAUAUAUACCGUGCUUUUUUGUUGUUGUUGUUGUUGUAAAAACAAUAGCUGCCGGUACUCAGUGAUGGAUCGCCAAACUUUUAACUACUAAAAAUUAAUAAUAAACGUCGUUAAAAUGUAAGAAAAGUAAUUUUUUCCCCAGAUUAGAAAAAGGUGCCGGUACGCCGUACCGGUGUGUACCGUCACAAAAAAGCACUGUAAAUAUAUAUAUAUAUAUAUAUCACCGAUAGCUAGCCAAAUAAAAAAGAACAGAUUACUUUGUUAAUCUUAUAUCCAUAAUGCUACAAUAUUAUUUUAUAUCCAUUACAUUUAUAAUCAGACUUGUUAACGCAUAACUAUGUUGUAGAAUUGUAUAAUAUAUAUUUUGUUUUUAUAAAUAAACUAUGAUAUAUAUAUAUAA